CUGAAGUCUUAAGAGGUCAAAUCGAUCUACUCAAAGAGUCUGUGUCUCUGGGGAGAGGAGGAGGAGAGAUGCAAGUACUUGCGCGGAAUCUAGCUCAGAGAGUCUCAAGAAGCCAGGUCAUCAGUCGCUAUGCAUAUUCAACUCAACGGGUCAGAGACAUUGGUCAGCCAACUCCAGCAUCUCAUCCUCAUUUAAUGGCCGAAGGAGAGGUCACACCAGGAAUAAGAAUAGAGGAAUACAUUGGUAGAAGGAAGAAACUUGCUGAGCUUCUUCCUCAGAACAGCUUAGCCAUCGUUUCUUCAGCUCCUAUGAAGAUGAUGACAGACGUUGUUCCAUAUACGUUCAGACAAGAGGCUGAUUAUUUGUAUCUAACUGGCUGCCAGCAACGGGUGGCGUGGCUUGUUUUAAGCAGUGAACACGGUUUAUGCAUGUUCAUGCCGGAAUCAACUCCUAAUGACAUUGCUUGGCAAGGAGAAGUAGCUGGAGUUGAUGCAGCGUCAAAGGUUUUCAAGGCGGAACAAGCAUAUCCUAUAAGCAAAUUACCAGAGAUUCUUUCAGACAUGAUAAGAAGUUCUUCCAAAGUGUUUCACAAUGAUCAAACGGCCUCACAAAAAUACACAAACUUGGAUGAGUUUAAAAAGUCAGCAUCACUUGGCAAAGUGAAGUCUCUUUCAAGUUUUACUCAUGAGCUGAGGUUGAUUAAAUCACCUGCAGAGCUCAAAUUGAUGAGAGAGUCUGCUUCUAUUGCCUGCCAGGGUCUUCUGAAAACAAUGCUACAUUCGAAAGGGUAUCCUGAUGAAGGCAUCUUGGUAGCCAAAGUUGAGUAUGAGUGUCGGAUAAGAGGUGCUCAGCGAAUGGCAUUCAAUCCUGUAGUUGGUGGCGGUUCUAAUGCUAGUGUGAUCCACUAUUCACGUAAUGAUCAGCGAGUAAGUUGA
Messenger RNA from Brassica napus (rape), 935 nucleotides. Its product is annotated as intermediate cleaving peptidase 55, mitochondrial-like. The transcript has 7 exons. Gene Ontology annotation, molecular function: metalloaminopeptidase activity; manganese ion binding. The coding region runs from base 69 to 935 and encodes 288 amino acids. Lineage: Eukaryota; Viridiplantae; Streptophyta; Magnoliopsida; Brassicales; Brassicaceae. The record is from RefSeq and is a predicted model, not a curated record. Gene Ontology annotation, cellular component: mitochondrion.